Ilex paraguariensis (yerba mate) is the source of this 300-nucleotide messenger RNA. Lineage: Eukaryota; Viridiplantae; Streptophyta; Magnoliopsida; Aquifoliales; Aquifoliaceae. The record is from the annotation of a GenBank genome assembly.
AUGAAACCCAUUCGAACAUUGGGUAACCAUAAUUUAUUUAGUUACCCAGGGAAGCAAGCCGAAAGUAAAUCUGGUGAAAAAACUCAAAGAUAUAGAAGUAUGAGAAAUGUACCUGUUAGAAGUUGCAGAAAGUUCUUUUAUAACUUUUUUUUUUUUGGAGGGGGCAGGGAGUUUGAGAGUCACCUGGUGAAUUAUGUAUUCAACAAAGCCAGAACCAACCUAAAGGCACUAAUGACAAAGAUAUAUGAUUCGCCAAUUGAGGGAUAUGACCAACAAACAUUACAGUGCAUUUUCUGUUGA